Monomorium pharaonis (pharaoh ant) is the source of this 6317-nucleotide messenger RNA. RefSeq lists its product as uncharacterized. NCBI's taxonomy places the organism in Eukaryota, Metazoa, Arthropoda, Insecta, Hymenoptera, Formicidae. The transcript is spliced from 22 exons. Gene Ontology annotation, molecular function: protein binding. Bases 819 to 4103 code for a protein of 1094 amino acids. The record is from RefSeq and is a predicted model, not a curated record.
UUCAAUAAUCCCAGCGUACUGUAUACAAAACUGUAACAGUCGUACUGAAUGUACACGCUCUAAAAAUAUAAAAUUAUUUUGUUUUCCGAAAGAAAAUAUCAUUUGACAACAGUGGCUCGCAUUUUAUGUUAUUUAUUACAUAAUAACAUAAAUAUACAUUAACAAAUUGUUUUUGUAUUUAAUUCUUGCGGCUACACUUUAAUCCAAAUAUGAUUGGUUAUUGCCUCCAAACUUCAUGCCUCCACCAUUGCGUGCGCAUGUUACAUCUUUUUUUUACAUUAUGAGCAUAAGGGCCAUCACACACGAAAUGACGUAAGCUGCAUAAGCAUAGCAUAAGAUCGAUGAACCAUUCAGUUCUCAGCAUAAAGUCGCCAUAUUGAUAUACAUAAGAUGCUUAUUGGCCUAGAACUCUUAUGUUAUGCUUAUGCAGCUUAUGUCAUUUCGUGUGUGAUGGCCCUAAGACUACUGGGAGUCUAAAACCAAUGAACAUCUUAUGUAAACCAAUAGCGACUUUAUGCUGGAUGUUUAUUGGUUUAUCAAUUUUAAGUUAUGUUUAUGCUACGUUAUACAUUUUGUGUUUGAACUCUUAGAAACGGAUAGGAUGUUCUCUUGUCAUCUCAGUCAUCUGUUAGUUGUUACGUAUCUAACGCCUUUCUAAAAAGAUACUCUGUUUUUUGUAAAUGUCUCGUUUAUUUAAAUGUCACGGCAUUAAUUAAUUUAUAUAUAUUUUUGUUAUUUUUUAUUUUGUAUGAUAGAGACGAAAAAGAAGCGUUUCAUUAUUAUGCAAACUCCACAAUACUUUAAACGUGACACAUAUCAUGCAAAGAAGUUUCGCGCGUUAUAACAGACAGUGUGAUAUUUCAACAACCGCCGAAGACGAUUCGUAUUUUUCAUCAGAUAUUGAUUUACCAAAUUCAAAAGUGACACAAUCUUGUCAAAAAUUGAGACUUGCUUGUCGAGCAUCAAAAAACAAGAACAAUCAAUUACAUCUUCUCAAAUUUCCAUUAAAAUCAUUACAUUGCUAUCAAGAUUCAGUUGAUAAUAGGCUAGACAAAGCAAAAUUAUUCACCAGAGAGGUCGAUCAGAUUGCCACGUCGCAACACAUAUCAAAUACUAAAUCUUCUGCAUCACAUAUUUCUCAAGAAAAAUAUAAACAAGGAGUAAUUUUCAAAGAAAAACAUUCAAGCGAUGGUGAAAAUUUUGAACGUAAAUUCAGCGAGAAAAUUUGUAGCAAGAAACAAAGCAGUACACCACGGAUCGUAAGGGCCAUUCAACAAAAGAGCAAGAAACAAUGUUUUAGUCGAUUCGAAAGCACAUCAAUCGGUAACAAUCUAUCACUACACACAGGCAACAGUAAGAGCAGCGUUGUCGUACUUUAUCACAGUAGAUUCGAUAUUUCCCCAUCAACCUCUUCAAAGGGUCUCGUAGAACAUUCGAAAUCCGAUCAAGGAGUAAAAACAUUGUAUGCAUCGCAAUCAGAAGUUACAAAUCCUGGAGCAGGAGCAUCACCUGAUAAGACGAAAAUAAUAGAAACUCCAAAAACUUUAUCUCCGAGAUAUUCACUACGUCGACGGAAAACUACUUCCAAAAGAUAUUGUCAUAUAUUAAGACAACGACCUUCUGUGAAUGUAAACAUUUAUCAUGCAAAUCGAAUAGAACGUUUUUUAUCCCCGCUACAACAUCAGUGGAUUUCGCUUAAAAGACAGAGAGAAGUAAAUUCUAAGUAUAAGGAUCUGGAAUGCAUAACCAAUUUUCCUAAAGAUUCUAUGAGAUUGAAAACAAUCCCAUAUUAUAUCAACGAACACGUAACGAAUCAAAGAUAUACAUGUAUCGAAGAAGACAGACCUUGGGAAAAACAAAAUUCCCAUGUUGAAGUUGCUGUUUCGAAACCUAUGGAUCAUUAUCCAAAAAAAGUGGAGACAGAAAACAUAAAAGAUCAAAAGCAAUUAACAACUUGCUCGAAUUUGCCAAUGCAACAAAUACAAAUUCAUCCAAAAGAAACGAACGUUAAAUCAACAUUCAUCGUGAAUACACAUAAGGGUGACCAGACGAGUCGUGUGUUUCCUUUCCAAGCUACACCUAGUGGUAAUCUUAAGAUCAUUCCAAAUCAGGUUGUAUUCGAGUCGAAGAAGUUCAGUGUUUUAGUUGCUGAUCCGCGACACACGAAGGUUAAUGUCAAGACUGAACUUAAUCAACCAAGUGCCGACAUUGGUAUAUCUGACGCAAAUCGAACAAGAUAUAUUAAUCUUUCGCCUGGUUUCACGCCAUCGACGAUUGAUCAGGCACAGAAGAAAUUACCAUAUUUCGAAGGAAGGUAUAGAUCACGAACUCAAAUAAAUACAAAAAUUUAUUCGGAAAUGGAACAAAACUAUUCGAUACAAUCAACAUCCUAUCCAUUUCCUCCAAUGAACGAAGUACCACUUGCCUCAUUGGGAUUUACAAAUGAGCAACCAAUCAAUUGGAAUAAUAUAAUUCUUCCAGAAAAGACUGACUUGUAUCAGGAAUUAGCUCGACGUAUUACAAAUUAUAAGAAUGCUGACUGUACCGUCCGGAUUGAUAACGAUGAAUUUUAUUGUCAUCUUCUUGUUCUACAAAGUUACAGCACAUUUUUCGACGAAAAAAUUUGCAAGAAUAUUGAUUUAUCUGGCAGCAGCGUAACUUCUAAGGCUUUCUCUAUUAUUUAUGACUGGAUGAUAAGUCCAAUCAACGAAAGCUGUCAACUGUUACGAAGAGAUAAUAUAUUAGAGAUUUUUACGGCUGCACAGUAUCUGGGUAUCAAAGAAUUAGAAGAACAAUGCUGGGGAUUUAUCGACAAUGACGAGCUUUUCUCUGAAGAUACUGCUUUCUUGUUAUACUUGGAAGCAAAAAAAAUCGGAAAUACUGCAGUAAUGGAAUUGAUGGUGCCAAGAAUUAUGAAGUUUUUCUUGAUGCUCGUUAGCACAAAGGAUUUUUUGGAAUUAUCAUCGGACGAAUUGUGUUUAUUACUGAAAUCUAACUAUAUUUGCGUCAAUAGUGAAAUGGAAGUUUUAAUGUCUGCCGUUAGAUGGUUAAUGCACAAUUGGAAUGAAAGAAAGCAAUAUAUGUUAGAAGUACUGAAAUGUGUUAGAUUUGGACUUAUAGCUCCGUGGCAAUUAAUAGAUGUUAAAAGAAAUCCUGAAAAUCCUGAAUUUAUGGAAUUGAUGUCUUAUCCUGAAGUACAAAAAAUGGUGGAUGACGGUCUUGCAUUUGUUAUAAUAAAAUAUUGGUAUGGCAAUCAGACCGAAGAUUAUUAUCAUUGGAUCGAAUUACUUGGGCUUAGCGAACCAACUAAUCGCAAUUGGGCAGGAGAAGAUAAAAACUAUGUUACAUAUCGCGAAUUUCUGUUAUAUCUCGAAGAAUAUCAAAAAACAAAUAUUUCAGAGAUAAAAACACAAAGGAUUCAAACGAAACCUAUGCCACCUAAUUCUCCUCCCAAAGAUUCAGAAUUAUCUUUAGAAACACAUGCGGAGUGCAAUGAAAAUCGUUGUUGUAUAGAUUCGUCGUUGUUAGAACAAUAUAAUACAAACCAAACUAAAGAAUCAAAAAAAUAUGUAUCCAAAGUCACAACUUCAUCGGGUAUGAUAAUGUCACCUGAAAUCUUGACCGAUUGUCUCAGUAAAAUGAGUAGAAAUAAUAAUAUAAGAGCGAACAAAAUGCAGUGCAACGGAAAUAGAAACAAUAAAUCUGUUGUUCACAAUAUGAAGUAUUGCGAAGCAGGUGAAUUAUCACGAAAAUCUUCGGAUUUUUUGAAGAAUGCGAAGUGUAUGUACGAACAUCAUCAACAUGAAGCUCCAAUGGUUACUAAUAAAUUGAGACAAGAAAGUGGGGAUCAAAGACAUAUAUAUAACCGCAAACAAUGGGAACAAAAUAUUACAUUUCCUAUUAAAAACCAACAGAAAGUAACGAAAAAAUCGAGAUGUACGGAAAAUCAUACCGAUUCAGCUAAAUCUGAAGAAGAAGCGGCCACUAUGAUACAAGCUACUUACAGAGGAUAUAAAGUUAGAAGAAAAUUUGACGAAAUAACCAAACUUGCCAAAGCAAAUAAUAUUGUUGUCAGCUGUCCUGACCGAUCAAUAUAUUUUUGAGAAAAUCGUUGUCAGCUGUCGUCAGCUUGACAACGUAGAUAAACGACGGAAUUGAAGCUCGGUAUCACGCUAAGUCGGACGUAUUUGUAAAACAUUAAAGAUUAUAAUUAAUAGUCUUUUAAGUUACUCAAAAUGUAGUGUGUAAAUAUGUUUCUUAUUUACGUCUGCGAUUGUGCGCAACAUUUGAGGGGCUCGUUUAAAAUAGUGUUACGCGCGCUGCCCGGUAUACUCUCCGGCCGCGAGUCAGCUGUCAAAUCGGCGAUGUCGAUUGGCGGCGGCGGUCAGCUGUCUGGAACCGGGCAACGGAAUUGACGGGAAUCAAUAACAGUUGUUAAGAGGCAUCGAGUCAGUUCAGUCGUUAAUUGUAAACGCUUCUAAUAAAGUCGUUCGUUUUGAGAGUUAAAAGAGUGUUUCUUCAUUUCCGCGAGCGCGCGCGUAACAAUAGAAUGAGCGAACAAACAGACGAGUCGACAGAAAGGAAAAAAGUGUAAUUUUAAGUGAUAACAACGACACAUUUUUCGAGGAAGAUUCGGUUUCAGACAUCGGCGGGUGCGACGGCGGAGGCCGAUUCGCUAUGUACGGUGCUACAGGAAUUGCAGCAGCUGAGGGAGGGGCGGCGUCUGGAAUGUCAGGAUCUGCAACGAUUCUGGAGAGAGAUGCAGUUCUUCGGAAAGAGACCUUAAGAUGGUUCCAAGAACGACUCAAUUCAAAUCAGCUAUUUACUCUAAUAAUAUUUCCGCGGGCGAAGUUCCGACGUGGCGUGAGUAAAUUUUCCAUACGCAAGUGUAAACGAAAAUCAGGCAACGCUCGGUUUUAAAAUUAAGCCUGACACGUUUGACGGUGCCAUUGCAUGAAUUCCUUACGUAAUUUUUUUUUAUUUCGCGCGGAAACGGUUGGGAUAAGGUCGCGAAAACGGUGGCUGUAGCAUCGUGCUUGCGGGGAAAGGGAAAAGAAUGUUGGUUGCGUGGAAACACGGGAAAUUUUCGUGCGGAAUGUCCGUCACUUCGGGAGAAAAAUUGAAUUUUGCCAAGCUACGCGGGGCCGAUUCGGCGGGAGAAACUUCUCUUCCCGAGGCAUUGUGACGCGUUAAGGGAAAAGGGUUUGUUUCUUUAAAGUUUAAGCUCGUGGACGUUGCUGUUUCUGGGGAUGUUCAAAUUUGUGUGAGGCUGUUUGUUUCAAAUUUCAGAGAUUUUUUGAAAGGCGGAAUUGCUACAAAAAGCGAACGACAAUAGAGUUCUUCAGAGGGAGAGAGAGAAUUUAAAAUUAAGAAAACCUCACUUACGGUUUUUGAACCGCGGUGUUUUCGUGGGUCGAAGGGCAAGUGCUGAAGCAGGGAUUAGAAGAGUUUUUUAAGGAUGAUGAGGGAUCCACGGUGGUUACUCCUCUCUUAUCUGAAGAAUUCCGAAGAAAUUUCUCUUCGCAAGAUCAAUCUUCUGAAGCCUUGGAGAACUUGCUAUUCUCCAAAAAAGAAAAGAGAAGGAAGUUCUUUCUGAAGUUGGAUGUUGGGACCUGAAACGGCAGAUUCGGUAACUCGGACAGCAGUUCGGGAUAGAACAGGGUUGUGGUUCCUGGAGCAUUGCGACUAAGGGGGAUUCUUCUGGAAGAGAGAGAGAGCUGGAUGUUAGGAACUGAAACGACUAGCUCGGUAACUCUGGAAGCAGUCCGAGGUUGAGCAGGGUUGUGAUUCGUGGAGCAUCGCGGCUGGAAAUUUUUUCUUCAAUAGUUAGUUGACAAUGGUUUUUUUCUUCAAUAGUUAAUUGACGGGACAACAAGAAAGGGGGCAAUGUUGUGCCCGUUAGAUCGGUUAGCUGUCCUAAUCAAUCGGUAUAUUGAUUUUUAAAAAGAACGUUGUCAGCUGUCGUGAACUUGACAAUGCAGAUAAAUAAAGCAGUUGAAGCUCGUACUCGCGCUAAGUCCGGCUUUUUCAAUGAAAUUUGUAUUUAUAAUUAUAAUUAUUGUAUUUAUAAAAUUUGUAUUUAUAAAUAAAGUCUUUUGAGUUACUUAAAAUAGCGUGUGAAUGUUUUUUAUUUACGUCCGCAGCCGCGCGUAACAAUAUUAUACCUUAGAAUUAGAAAGUUUGUAAGCAAAUUGGUGCCAAAUUGGAUACAAAUUUUGUUACACAAAAUAUUGUCGACAAAUUAUUGGCAAAAGUAUAACAAAAUGCGAUUUAACCUUGCCAGUAGAUAGUCGUCAAAUAUAUAACAAGGUUUAACC